Physcomitrium patens is the source of this 1554-nucleotide messenger RNA. RefSeq lists its product as uncharacterized. NCBI's taxonomy places the organism in Eukaryota, Viridiplantae, Streptophyta, Bryopsida, Funariales, Funariaceae. The record is from RefSeq and is a predicted model, not a curated record.
UAAUUUGUUGCGUGCCACAUAAUAUAUUAGUGAACUGUGUUUGUGCGCGGGUUUGAUUUCGGUGCUCAUGUGAACGCUUUCGUGCCGUAGCGUGUAUGUGUGAUGCCACAUCUGCUCGGAACCACGCUGUUAGUCUUGGGUUGGUGGGUGGGUUGUCGAGAGCCAGGUUCCUGCGUUGCGGAGAUCGACGCGUCGUCCGCGGAACCCGAAUUGAUUGAUUCGACGUAGUGGGAGUGUUUGUGAAGAGGUUGAAAGUGUGGGUUUUUAUUCGGAGGGAGGGGAAAUUGUGAGUUGAAGCUGGAAGGAGGGAUUAAAGGAUGGGUGAGUCUGUGGAUUUGUUUGAGGAUUUGAGGGAAAGGAAUAACGAGAAGGGUCACGGGAGCUCCGUCGAGCCCGUAGAACCAGCAGAGCCCGCAGUUCCUUCGGCUCCCCCUGCUCACGAUCAUGUGGACUUAGAAGCGCCUCUGUUGGGUGACCCGAGUCAGCGUUAUGGCAGCAAUCAGGCGAUUGAAGGGCAGAUUCCGCCGCUGCCGCCUCCCGUGCUGGAGCCUUUGCCCCCGGAAGGAGACCCCUUGCUGUAUGUGUGCCGAAUUCUGAGCAUCGUUACUGCCGUCGGUGCCUUGUUGUGUUUGCUCGUUAAUGCUAUCUCUCUUUUCCGGUCGUUCGAUUACCGCGGCUUCGACUACCGCGUCAGUGUUUUUGUUGGCAUCCUACGUUGCUACACGAUAGCCAUCGCCAUUUUAGUUAUACUGGCCGAGACCGAGUGGGAGGCCCUCUUCAAUUUCUGGAAGAUGUUGGAGUUUUGGAUAGGUCGCGGGCUUCUCCAGAUCCUUGUCGCAGCUCUGACGAGAGUGUUGAAAAGAUCAAGUGGAGAGACCGGUGCCGAGAGCUUGCUUCACGAAUUAGCUAGCUGGUGGCUGUUCGGCUGUGGGAUUGUUUACACUGUAGCUGGAUUUCUGUGUUUGGGCAGCAUCAAGCGGAACCAUCUUAAGAGACAGAAUUGGCGUAAAAAAGCUCAGAAAGAUCUCGAGGAACUACACAGACGAAGAGCUGAUCUAGAGGGCCAGCUAUCGAAACAAUAGUACAUUCCUCCCCAAAAUCACCAGGGUGCCAUUAUUUUUCCAUUUUAUGACAAUCAACCUGAAACUUGUCUUAGGGACCCAUUUGACACCCCUCCAUUACUUCUCUUGUACGAAGAAAUACAUUCGACCUUAGGAAAAGUGUACGGGUCAUCGAAGGGACAUGGUUGUAAAUAGAGGCUACAAAGCUCAACCGAAACAUGUACUCAAGGAAUUGAAGCAGUUAGUAGGUAUGAAGUGCUGACCUCCUGUUCCAUGGCUUGUGUGAUCAAGAUCAACAAUCAGCAAAUUCUGAGCUUUUUGUGACAUAGAAGUAGCUGUGCACACGCACCCGAAGGUUCAACAUAGGUGAGUUGAGCUCAUAGUUUUUAAAAUUCUCUUUUGUAUGUAAGCUAUUACUCCGUCGUUUCGACGCUCUUCAUUCGCACUCUUGUAAGAGUUUUUGGAAUUUUACAUCAAAUCAAAAUUGCACUCA